This is a messenger RNA of Labrus bergylta (ballan wrasse), 937 nucleotides long. RefSeq lists its product as uncharacterized. NCBI's taxonomy places the organism in Eukaryota, Metazoa, Chordata, Actinopteri, Labriformes, Labridae. The record is from RefSeq and is a predicted model, not a curated record.
AUAUAAUAAUGCUCUUGUGUUAUUGUGUUACAUUACUAACGGAGUCACUGCUCAUCUCAUUUGAAAACUUGAGAGGAGUCAGAAUGAUCUAUAGAACAGGUUUUCUGAAAGUUGUGUUCGCCUGGUUGUUGGUUUUGAUGCACGGCUUGGAUGCAGGACAUGCACAAAAGGAACUUCCUGCAGGAGUUCCAUGCAUGCCGAAAGCAAUGACUGCCCUUACCAAGGCUGUAAUGGAAGAGAGCUUGAAACGUUUUGACGAAGCCAAUGGGAAGCACCUCGGCACUUGGUCUCCGGGCUUCCCUGAGCUACAGGUCAAUAUAAACUCUUUUCUCCAUGGUCCAAAGGUUCAGUGCAGCCUCAUAUUCAUUGCUCAAGGGAUGGAGAAAGUCCUGGAGGACCAAAAGAGCAACCUGAAUCCUGAAGAUAGUCCACUUCACAAGAAGCUCAGAGAAACCAUCUCCAGGGUCAACAUGCUUGCAGUGUGUAUGAACCAAACCCUCGGAGGAGAGUGCUUCCCGGUUCCACCCCUGCCCGUAAUGCCCAAGCAUGUGUAUGCGAGGAAGCAGUGGAGUCACACUCUGCUGAAGACUGCCAAGGACUAUCUGGACUGGCUUGAGGAUAAGAUUGAGGUGCACAUUUCAACAGUCAACGAGAAAAAGAAGAUUAAACAUCUACAUACCAGAGCAACAAUCAAAGGAAAGUACAAGAUGAGACGUAAAGUUGCUGAGGGAACCCGUCAGGACUACUUGGAGGGGAGUGGAUACCUCUUGUAGUUUCCCCUUGAUCUCAGUUUGGAUUGCAAAAUUUGUUACGAAUUAUGGCAGCUGUUUUAAAAGAACAUAUUUUUUAUAAGAUGUAUUAUUUGUUGACAUGCAUCAUACUGAGGAAAUGGAGCUAUGAAAAUGUUUACCUUUUUAAAAUAAAAUACAAGAAUACA